Molecule: messenger RNA, 1055 nt
Organism: Blepharisma stoltei
Lineage: Eukaryota; Ciliophora; Heterotrichea; Heterotrichida; Blepharismidae
Source: the annotation of a GenBank genome assembly
AUGAACUUCAUAACACCACCCAAAAAUCAAACUGAAUUAUCAAGACGAUAUUCAAAUGCGUCUACUAACUCCCAAAGGUCAAACCAAAGCAAUAUUUUCCCAGAUGCACGCUGUGGAACCCAUACAUCAAAAAUUUCAGAGACUCGAUACCAGCAUACUCCAUCAAUUGCAGAUAUGCAGAUAAGUGAAAAUAAUAGCUUUGACAGCCAUCACAGUUUAUCCCUUUUAUACUAAUUAUCUAUUUUUUAUUAAUUUUUUUAAUAAAAAUCAUAUUAUAUGUAUCCUUUUUAAUAAUAUUUGCCUAUUCGCUGUUUUUAAAAAAUCAUCUAAAUCUAUUCUUUCUCAAUAGAAAUAAAUACUAUAGGCUUUUCACUCAAAAGUAUUUUCCCAGACUCGGUAAAUUAUGACAUUAGAAGCUCAAAAAAGCAUCAAAGAGGCCUUUCCCAGCCUCCAACUGUAUUGAACCCGGCUUUACUUUUGCUUGAUAAAUACAGCAAAAAUGGUCUUGGACUCAAUAAGAGUUUUUCAAGUAUCCACAAAAUGUUUUAUGGGAAAGAAAACUACAAAAAACAAAAACAAGUCUCUGUGCUAACAAAUGAAGCCUCCUUUAAGGAGAUUAAAAACACAUCCCAUUGUAGACAUGCAAGUGACGCUGAUUCAGUUCUAUAUAUGGAGCCAGACUCUAAAGAAAUUGAGACGGAAAAUCUUCCAAUUACAGUGUCUACAUAUAAUCCAUUUACUACAGAAGAAAAUAAAGAAAAAACAAUGAGGAUUUUAUGCUUUGCUAGAUAAAUAAGAAAAAUAUGGAAAUUUUAAAUGGAAAAGAUAGGAAAAUGGAAAAAAGGAUAGGAACAAAGCCUUGCACUGCUUAUUGUGAGAACUGCCAAAUGGAUGUACAUACAAAUAUUGAGUUUGAUAGCAAAAAAGAUAUCCCAAGGCCAUUUUUAACAUUUUUUAGCAGUAUUUUUGCAUGCUGUGCUACAGAACCAUCAUGACUUGGGAAAAGAGUGCAUAGAUGUUAUAAAUGCAGUGAAGUGGUAGGGUUUUGCAAUUAA